Mycena citricolor is the source of this 1668-nucleotide messenger RNA. NCBI's taxonomy places the organism in Eukaryota, Fungi, Basidiomycota, Agaricomycetes, Agaricales, Mycenaceae. The record is from the annotation of a GenBank genome assembly.
AUGGCUACUCCCACUCCCAUGCCAGCCAGAGGCGAUCGAAACGCCCCAGUCUUUGAUUCGUCCAAGCCCCACGAGUUGCGCCGUUAUUUCCUCGAUCUGGAGUUCCUUCUAGCUCGAUCUGCCGUCACUGACGCUGCCCAAAUGAAGGGGCAUGCGGUCAGAUUCCUUUCCGUCGAAGAUCAGGAGAUUUGGGAAGGUCUACCGUCAUUCUCAGACGCCAACAAAUCGUACCACGACUUCAAAUUGGACGCCCUCAGCCUCUACGCAGGGAACGACACAGAUCGUCGUUUCAGCCUCGACGAUUUGGACAUGCUCGUUGGGCAGACAUCUCGCAUGGGAAUCCACACAAAGGACGACCUCACACAAUUUUAUCGACGAUUCCUACACAUCACAACAUUCCUGAUUAGCAAACAACGACUCUCUGUGGCAGAACAGAGCCGAUUUUUCCUUCGAGCUAUGAAUCCAGCCUCGUUGUCCGUCUCAGUUCGCCAGAGACUUCAGAUCAAGAAGCCAGACGUUCACCCUGAGGAUCCAUAUGAUUUGUCAGAUCUGUACGACGCUGCUAAAUUCGUCCUUUCAGGAUCAUCGACCUUACUUCCUGGAAUGCCCACGUCUCAGCCCGGAACCGAGCUCACAAUCAAAUCAGACCCUGGAAUUACUGCACUAGUUUCAUCCGUCUCAGAUCUAGUUCGAAUAAUCGCUGCUCAACACGCCAAUCCUGGUGCCCCAGCACAAUCACAGUCCGCCAACGCCCUGCCCCGCCGUCGCCGUCCUGAUGGCUGCAGUUAUUGCAGUGAUCUCGAGCAUUUUAUCAGCCAAUGUCCCCACGUUUCGACGGAUAUUCGAGACGGAAAAUGCCGCCGCAAUGUGGAUGGGAAAGUCGUCCUCCCCUCAGGCGCAUAUGUGCCAAAUAUUGUCCAAGGAAAGGAUCUUCGAGAGCGCAUUCAGAAGUGGCAUGAAGCGAACCCAGGUCAGGCAGCAGCUCCGCAGAUGAUUUUGGAAGUUUCUCACCAGAAUUUGCUGUCUUCUGCGGCGCCUGGGCUCGUUCAAACGUUCAAACUCACGGACGAAGAACGAAUGGCAGUUCUGACGGCUGAAAUUAAUCAACUACGCACACGGGCCCAAGCUAAACGCGCUAUGGAAGUUGCUAAUCAACCAGAAGUCCCUGAACGCACUAUUCCACCGGCGGUAGCGCGAAAUCCAGUCGUUCCACCUGUUCCAAUCGAAACCGUCCCUCCUGCGACCGCCCCUGCUGCUCCAGUUGCCCCGCCUCAACCCCCAAUCCAUCCGUACGCCGCAGCUCGUGAUGGCGCUUACGCACCGCCCAAAGAACGAAAUGUUGGGAUUCCAGCGCAGAAAUCACAACCCCCACGCUCUUCGGCUCCGAUCUACAACCCCAAAGAUGCUGCAGCUGUUUUCGACGCCAUUUUGGACAUCCCUGUCACCCAGACGCUUCGCCAGACCCUGUCGAUUGCCCCAGAAGUCCGUGCUCAAUUCCGCGAAGCUACUAGUUUCCGUCGUCCCCCUGCCAAGACUGGCGAGGCAGUGCCUCAAUUCCUGCAUCCUGUCACUGAUAGCACGCCCUACGACCUUCCAUAUGCUCAGGACGACUCAGAUUUGGUCGAAAAACCAGACGUUGCCCCCAGACGCUUGGGUGGUCCCAGAUAA